GUAGCCUGGAGUCUCUGAGACUCCAUACUUCCUGAGCACCAUCUCUUCAUCUCCGAAGACUCCAGACAUAGAGUCACUCCAUGCAACCCAGAAAGUUGAAGCUAUUGGAUCCAUCUCAGGCUGAUCUUGACAUCUUUCCUGCUCUGCUCUCUUCAACCAGACUUCUGUAUUUCUCUGUGGAAGAAGACUAAAAAUGGUGUUUCCAAUGUGGACAUUGAAGAGACAGUUCCUUAUCUUUUUAAACAUAAUCCUAAUUUCCAAACUCCUUGGAGCUAGAUGGUUUCCUAAAACUCUGCCCUGUGAUGUCAGUCUGGAUGCUCCAAAGGCCCAUGUGAUCGUGGACUGCACCGACAAGCAUUUGACAGAAAUCCCUGGAGGUAUUCCCACCAAUGCCACCAACCUCACCCUCACCAUUAACCACAUACCCAGCAUCUCUCCAGCCUCCUUCCACCAGCUGGACUAUUUGGUCGAGAUCGAUUUCAGAUGCAACUGUAUACCUGUUCGACUAGGGCCCAAAGACCAUCUGUGCACCAGGAGGCCACAGAUUAAACCCAGAAGCUUUAGUAGACUCACUUAUUUGAAAUCCCUUUAUCUGGAUGGAAACCAGCUUCUAGAAAUACCUGAGGGUCUUCCUCCCAACCUGCAGCUGCUGAGCCUUGAGGCCAACAGUAUCUUUUCUAUCAUGAAAAAUAACCUAACAGAACUGACCAAUAUAGAAAAGCUCUACUUGGGCCAAAACUGCUAUUUUCGCAACCCUUGUAACAUUUCGUUUUUCAUCGAAAAAGAUGCUUUCCUAAGUCUGAAAAAUCUAAAAUUGCUCUCCCUAAAAGAUAACAAUAUCACAUAUGUCCCUACUACUUUGCCAUCUACUUUAAUAGAACUCUAUCUUUAUAACAACGCCAUUGCAAAAAUCCAAGAAGAGGACUUUAAUAACCUCCAUCAACUGCAACUUCUUGACCUAAGUGGAAAUUGCCCUCGUUGUUACAAUGUUCCAUUUCCUUGUACGCCCUGUGAAAAUAAUUCUCCCCUACAGAUCCACCCAUCGGCUUUCGACGCACUGACAGAAUUACAAGUGUUACGUCUGCACAGUAACUCUCUUCAGCAUGUGCCCCAAAGAUGGUUUAAAAAUGUUAAAAAACUGAAGGAGCUAGAUCUUUCCCAAAACUUCUUGGCCAGAGAAAUUGGGGAUGCCAAAUUUUUGUAUCUUCUUCACGACCUUGUCCAGUUGGAUCUGUCUUUCAAUUAUGAACUUCAAGUCUAUCGUGCAGCUCUGAAUCUGUCAAAUGCAUUUUCUUCACUGAAAAAUCUGAAAGUGUUGCGGAUCAAAGGAUACGUUUUUAAGGAGCUGAGCAGCCAUAAUCUAUCCCCAUUACAGAGCCUUUCCAAUCUUGAAGUUCUUGAUCUUGGCACUAACUUCAUAAAAAUUGCAGACCUCAGCCUAUUUGAACAAUUCAAAACAUUGAAAGUCAUAGAUCUUUCAAUGAAUAAAAUAUCACCCUCAGGAGAUUCAAGCGAAGUUGGCUUCUGCUCUAGCACCAGAACUUCUGUAGAAGGUCAUGCACCUCAGGUCCUCGAAACAUUACAUUAUUUCAGAUACGACGAGUACGCAAGGAGUUGCAGGUUCAAAAACAAAGAGACUCCUUCUUUUUUGCCUUUUAAUAAAGAUUGUUACAGGUACGGGCAGACCUUGGACCUAAGUAGAAACAAUAUAUUUUUUAUCAAGUCCUCUGAUUUUCGGCAUCUUUCUUUCCUCAAAUGCCUAAAUUUGUCAGGAAAUACCAUUGGCCAAACUCUCAAUGGCAGUGAAUUCCAGCCUUUAGUGGACUUGAAAUACUUGGACUUCUCGAACAACCGGCUUGAUUUACUCUACUCAACAGCAUUUGAGGAGCUACGCAAUCUGGAAGUUCUAGAUAUUAGCAGUAACAGCCAUUACUUUCAAUCAGAAGGAAUUACUCACAUGUUAAACUUUACCAAGAACCUAAAAGUUCUGAAGAAACUGAUGAUGAACUACAAUGACAUCGCUACCUCCACCAGCAGGACCAUGGAGAGUGAGUCUCUUAGAAUUCUGGAAUUCAGAGGAAAUCAUUUGGAUGUUUUAUGGAGAGAUGGUGAUAACAGAUACUUAAAAUUCUUCAAGAAUCUGCUGAACCUAGAGGAAUUAGACAUCUCUGAAAAUUCCCUGACUUUCUUGCCUUCUGAAGUUUUUGAUGGCAUGCCUCCAAAUCUAAAGACUCUCUCCUUGGUCAAAAAUGGGCUCACAUCCUUCACCUGGGAAAGACUCCAGUAUCUGAAGAGUCUAGAAACUUUAGACCUCAGCUACAACAAGCUGAAGACUGUCCCUGACAGAUUAUACAACUGUUCCAGAAGCCUCAAGAAACUGAUUCUUAAGUAUAAUCAAAUCAGGCAUCUGACAAAGUAUUUUCUACAAGAUGCUUUCCAGUUGCGGUAUCUGGACCUCAGCUCAAAUAAAAUCCAGAUUAUCCAAAAGACUAGCUUUCCAGAAAAUGUCCUCAACAAUCUGGAGAUGUUACUUUUGCAUCACAAUCAGUUUCUGUGCACCUGUGAUGCUGUGUGGUUUGUCUGGUGGGUUAACCAUACAGAGGUGAUCAUUCCUUACUUGGCCACGGAUGUGACUUGUGUGGGGCCAGGAGCACACAAGGGCCAGAGUGUAGUCUCUCUGGAUCUGUAUACCUGUGAGUUAGAUCUGACUAAUCUGAUUCUGUUCUCACUUUCCCUGUCGGUGGCUCUUUCUGUAAUGGUGAUUACAACGGCAAACCACCUCUACUUCUGGGAUGUGUGGUAUAGUUACCAUUUCUGUAAGGCCAAAAUAAAGGGGUAUCGGCGUCUGACAUCCCUGGAUUCUUGCUAUGAUGCUUUUGUUGUGUAUGACAGUAAAGAUCCCGCAGUGACAGAGUGGGUUUUGGAUGAGCUGGUGGCCAAGUUGGAAGACCCGAGAGAGAAACAUUUUAAUUUAUGUCUUGAGGAAAGGGAUUGGUUACCAGGGCAGCCAGUUUUGGAAAACCUUUCCCAGAGCAUACAGCUUAGCAAAAAGACGGUGUUUGUGAUGACAAACAAGUACGCAAAGACUGAGAACUUUAAGAUAGCAUUUUACUUGUCCCAUCAGAGGCUCAUGGAUGAAAAAUUGGACGUCAUUAUCUUGAUAUUCCUUGAGAAGCCCCUUCAGAAAUCCAAGUUCCUCCAGCUCCGGAAAAGGCUCUGUAAGAGCUCUGUCCUUGAGUGGCCAACAAACCCACAGGCUCACCCGUACUUCUGGCAGUGUCUGAAAAAUGCCCUGGCCACAGACAAUCAUGUGACCUAUAGUCAGGUGUUCAAAGAGACGGUCUAGCCCUUCUUUGCAAAAUGGGACUGCCUAACUUACCCAGGAGAAGGUUGGCUGCCUAGAUUUUCCAAUAAAUGGCUCACUAGAAGGGUGUUUUCCAAUUCUCUUAAGACCGGGAUGGUCCGUAUCAGAGAGGAGAGUCACAGUGACAAAGAAAUUGGAACAGUGGACUUUGUAUAAUGCACUGAGUCAUCUUUUCUUAUCUCUCUGUGACUCCAUUUGCACUUGAGCCUCUCCUUUCUGUUCCUGGAUAGAUACUAUUGGGAGAAGACCGGCAAGGAAGAGGACACGAGGCUCUGA
Molecule: messenger RNA, 3640 nt
Organism: Leptonychotes weddellii (Weddell seal)
Lineage: Eukaryota; Metazoa; Chordata; Mammalia; Carnivora; Phocidae
Gene: TLR7
Product: toll like receptor 7
Biological process (GO): toll-like receptor signaling pathway; positive regulation of interleukin-6 production; defense response to virus
Cellular component (GO): plasma membrane
Molecular function (GO): pattern recognition receptor activity; protein binding
Source: RefSeq, a predicted model, not a curated record